Messenger RNA from Onychostoma macrolepis, 4262 nucleotides. RefSeq lists its product as uncharacterized. Lineage: Eukaryota; Metazoa; Chordata; Actinopteri; Cypriniformes; Cyprinidae. The transcript is spliced from 2 exons. Gene Ontology annotation, molecular function: ubiquitin-protein transferase activity. The record is from RefSeq and is a predicted model, not a curated record. The coding region runs from base 2322 to 3665 and encodes 447 amino acids.
UUAUUCAUUCCAUUCGUGUAGUUGUUAUGAAACAGUGACACUGUUUUUUCCGUCAUGUAUAGUUAAAUGGUCACUGAACAAUCUUCUUUUACCUCUUUCAUAACAGUCUGGCUUCAUACAACCUGAUGGGCCUAGUAGAACAUGUGCCAGCUGACGCAAAAGAGCAAGUAAUUCAUUCAGAUCCUUGUCUGCAUACUAUGAGAAGAUAUUUAUUGUUAAACUACUAAGGAGUAAGGGCAACGCCAUCACCCAAAAUUCACAGGUCGUGGGGCAAAUUUUUAAGGUCGAACCAUGCUUCAUGCGUAACUGUGUGAAAAUAUAUUAUGUUAUAAUUGUCCUAGUUUUCACAAAGUUCAGGUCAGGUUAUCAAGUUUUCUGUGUAUAAGCAUAUACCAUGACAUAGUCUUGCUUAGAAAAAUAUAUACAUUUCCAACAUGAGGGGAAAAAGUUUGUUUUACACACAUUGACCCUUUGUGAACGCGUGGUCUUAUUCAUCACAGUUUGUUGUAAAUUGCCAGAUUAGGAGUCUGUAACUAAAUGUUAUAGUCCAUUUAAUGGAUUUUCAAAUACAUUGAAAAAAUAUUUUAGUUAUGAAGCACAAAACCCCUAUGGAAUCCCGUUUCCGCCAGGUAAGAAAAAAAUUAAUGCCUCAAAAAGUCGAAAUUAUGACAUACUAAAUCGAAAUUACGAGAUAAAGUCAAAAUUACGCGUUAUUAAGUCAUAAUUUCGAGAUAAAAAGUCAAAAUUAUGACUUCAAAAGUCGAAAUUAUGAGAUAAAAUGUCGAAAUUAUGACUUAACUAUGUCAUAAUUACGAGAUAAAAAGUCGAAAUUAUGACUUGCUGCUGGCUCAUCUACACGACAGGACGCACGAUGAUGUGAACACACUAAGUAGUAGCCUGAUCUAGUAGUUUGAUGAUCAUUGCCAUAAUUAGCGGAACGGCAUGGAAAAGUAUGAGCAAACCCACCCUUGAAAGCAUUUCAAGCAAAGAAUUGCAUCACCCCAAGUAAGUCGCAAAAUUACAGAAGUAGGCCUAUUGCACAUAUGUAAAGCCUAGAAUGAUCCCGCAUCAUGUUCAGAAUUUAAUCAUUGACUGGCGCAUAAACGCUCUUUAACAACAGCCUAGGCCAUAUGGAAAAAUUAGAACACUGUGGAAAUGUUGAAGUUUGCAGAUGUAAGUUAUAAUAAUGAUUAGCAUGUAACAUUUAUGGGGAAACAUAAAGCUACCAUAAUUCCAACAAAAAAUAUUAAUUGGGUCAAAUUUACUGCAUAAAUACGUGGCUACUGUCUUGAAAUUGUAUUUUAUUAUACGUGUUUACAUAUGCUUAAUAGUAAUAAUGUUUAUCCAUGUUGUUGUGAUGUGCAGCCUAGGAAGUAUGGUUUAAAAAAAAAGAAGAAAAAAAACAAUCAGAAAUGAUAUAUGUAAAACCUAUUAAUUUCAUGUAUCUUAUUUAUUUGUCAUACAAUCAUCAAUUCAGUUUCGAUAUCGAACCAAGACGGAUUUCUCGUUGUGAUUUCUAUUGUUCGUUCAAAGUCGUACCCUCCACUAGAUGGCAACACAGACCGAUCUGAUAGCAGCUCAAAUUUAUGUUGAUAGACGUAACCAGCAUUGAGGUAUUAUUAUAUACAUCGUUGUCUUCUAGGAUGGAUGACAUUUAUGACUUUAUGAAGUCAAGAAACGUUUCAGAUGACAUCAUACAGCGAAUGCAACAGGAUAAGAUUGAUUGCAGUGUCAUACAGCUUAUGACAGAUGACCAGCUGAAGGAAUAUCUGCCUUCCUAUGGUGACCGACUGGCUGUUCAUGGAUACUGCAGGCGAAAAGAACAAGAUCCCAGUGGCCGAAAAGCUAAACUUUUUGAUCGGCUGAGAACCAGGCUAGCAAGAAGCAAAGGUGACACUGACAAUGUAUGUGAAAAAACAAUGUCAAAAAAUGCUCAAAAGAGUAUGCGAAAAAUUGAGAUGGGAUGGAUGCAUUUUCGAGAAGGGAAGUUUACUCAGGUCCGAACAAAAAGGUGGGGUACACGGAAAAUCUCUGUGUCAAAGGACUGUAGAAAAAAGGAUCUACUUGAAAAGGCUGUCAAGUUGUUUUUUCCUGGUGAGAAAAGUUCAGAGGGAAACUUCACAGAUUUUGUGGUUGAUGUAACAGACUUUAAAGAGCAAGCAAUAGAUGACCAGAUUACAGUUGGAGAACUUUAUGAGCUGACCAAAUUACCAGUCUUGCGUUUUUACUUGACAACCAAGAAGAAAAUCAUCCCUAGUGACACGCAGUCAGACACACAGUUCCACUUCAGCAGCGAAACAAUUGCGUAGAGAGCGGAAAACAUGCAAGAUUCCUGGUCUCCCACACGUACCAGCCAGUCCGCUCUGUUCUCUGAGAAUGUUGAGCCAGAUCUAAUUUACAUAAGCAGUAGCGCUGUAAUUGCAACAGGCAGUGAUGAUGUUUUUUUGUCUGACUCAAUAACUAGCGUGCCUGAUGCAUCAAGUGCGAUUGAGACUGAUGCAGCCAGACAGCCAGAGGUGGACAAUCUGGAGGAUAGUGGCACUGUAACAGUCUCCACUGGACACAUCUCUGGGCUGGAAGACACUGCGCUAGAUGACACCUUACCUCUUUUAGAGGAAUCAUAUUCUCUUCCUUCUCCAAUUGAUAACUCACCAGAGCCGUUUGUUCAGAGUGAAAGGGUGAAGAAAAUUCUUGUUCUUCAUCGUGGCCAGGCCCUUCGACAGCUUAUUGCACAUUUUUGUGACAAAAGUGUCUUGACAGAUAACAUAUCUAUGAAAGUCAUUCUUCCUGAUGGACGGCUAGAAAAUGCUGUUGAUGAAGGGGGGGUUUUGAGGGAUGUGCUUUCUGAGUUUUGGAAUGACUUUUAUGAGCAAUGCUCUUUGGGAAAUAGUUUUAAGGUCCCUUAUCUACGACAUGACUUUGGUCAACAAGAGUGGGAAAGCAUUGGCCGAAUCAUUGCAUUUGGUUGGCUAAAAGAGAAGUACCUGCCUGUAAAAAUAGCACCUGUAAUGCUGGAACAGGCAGCUCAUGGAUGUGUCACAACAAGUCUUGUGGACUGCUUUCUCAGAUAUGUUACAGAAUCAGACAGGGUGAUCCUAGAAUCAUGCCGUUCACAUUUUGAAGAUGUGGACAAAGAAGAGCUGUUUGAGGUGAUGGAUCAUCAUAACUGUCGAAGAAUCCCAACAGCAGAUAAUAUUGAGCAGCUCUUGGAGGAGAUGGCACAUCAGAAGUUGAUUCAAGAACCUGCGUUUGUGAUAGAGCAGUGGCAUGAUGUGCUUGCACCUAUGAGAAUUGAGCUCCAGGACAUCGCAGCUGCCUAUGAUGAACUCCAACCGACAUCAAGAAAGGUCAUGAAAUCAAUAGCUUACCCUGCUACGAUGAAUGUACAACAAAAACAAACUGGCAGGUAUCUAAGUACAUUUCUUAGAGAAUCAGAUAAACAACACCUGUCCCUCUUCCUUCGGUUUUGCACCGGGUCAGAUUUGUUCCUGGGAAAGAACAUCACCGUUAGCUUCACACAACUGGAAGGCUUUCAAAGACGACCCAUUGCACACACAUGUGGCUGUUACCUGGAGCUGCCUGUGAAUUAUGAUAACUACCCAGAGUUUCGCCACGAAAUGAACAAAGUGUUAGAGAGCAACAUAUGGGUCAUGGAUAUAGUCUAGGACACUUAGUAUAGGCCUACUAUUUAGGAAGGAACUGAAGCUAAGCUUAAACAACCUAAAAAGCUUUAUUUUUUGUUUUUUUCUCAAGAUGUGAUUUACAUGUUCACAUUUCCAAAGUUCCUGUUAAUAUUCUCUCUAAGGCACAAGAGAAGGAACUGAAGUUAAGCUUAAACAACAUAAUUGAGGUCAAAGCAAGCUUUAUUUUUUGUUUUUGUCUUUUUUUUUCAAGAUGCGUUUUACAUGUUCACAUUUCCAAAGUUUCUGUUAAUAUUCUCUCUGAGGCACAAAGUUUGAAAGGGCCUUUUUGAUAUUCCAGUAACAAAGAUUCUACAAUUUGUCAUGUAUUUUGAUAAAAAGAAGUUUUUCUACACAUAUUAUACAAAACUUUCCUUUUGUUUUUAUUCUCGUCAUCACUGUUCUUUCAUUACUAUAACACAAGUAGCCUAUGCUACAGUUUAUUUAAAUGUAUUUUUUUUCCAAUUGCAAUUUUGGAAUGUGUUGUUUUGGGACAAUUAAACAAUUCCCUUGUUAAAACACAACUUGUUUGUCUUCAUUACUGACCAGUAGAAUACAAAUAUCAAAUGUUAAGUCUUCAGC